Messenger RNA from Musa acuminata subsp. malaccensis (wild Malaysian banana), 911 nucleotides. NCBI's taxonomy places the organism in Eukaryota, Viridiplantae, Streptophyta, Magnoliopsida, Zingiberales, Musaceae. The record is from RefSeq and is a predicted model, not a curated record.
UGAACAUCUCUUUUAAGAGGGACAACAUGAUCUAUCACUUCCCCACACACAAUCUUCAUAUUCUAUCCCACACUACAAUGGUUGCAGUUAUCACACAUCACUUAUUCGAUUUUUUGGACUUUAUGGGAAUUCUAUUCUCCAAAUGUCUCUGGCCACACCACCACCAUGGAGUUCUUCUACCUUAAACGCCAUUCUCCGUUAUAAGUAGCAGCCAGGCAAGUGCCUCAACAUAUCAGCUUACACAAAGUUAUAGUGGUGAGCUUAGAGCAAAGCAAAACUCCAAACUUAAGUGUCAAGUGUCCAUACGCAAAUAUCCUUUAGAGAUGUCAUCUGGUGCAGUGAGCUCAUCCUGGACCGAAGAGCAGAACAAGAUGUUUGAGGAUGCCCUUGCGAAGUAUGACAAGGAUACACCGGAUCGCUGGAACAAAGUUGCUCGAGCUGUGAGGGGGAAGACUGUUGAGGAAGUGAAGCGCCACUAUGAGCUGCUUGUCGAGGACAUCGGGCGCAUCGAGAACGGUCACAUGCCCUAUGGGAAGUAUCUCUCGACUAGCCGCAGGGGUACUCUUAUCGCUCUUCCUACCGUACACUGCUCCUCUCCAUAUAUCUUUUCUUCUUCUCUGCUCUGCUUAGAGUUAAAUCUCUGAAUCUUAAAGCAAAGGCAAUAAACCAAAACUGCUCCCUCAUAAGAUAGCUGCUGGAUUCCAAUCUUAUUGUGGGUGAUCUAGGCUUCAGUAUAAGUUCCUUUUAAGGUCACUUUCACUGUUGUCACCUUUGUACCUUCGUGUUGUGUUGCUGCCUGGCUUCCAAGGCUACAGAUACUAUCUUUUUGUUAUGUUUUUCUACUUAUAUGCUUGCAUGAUACUUCUGAAACAAAAGUCUGUUGUUCUGACCUUCUGGCUAUGUUUGCAUGG